AUGGCGGCUAGCGUCUCAACUAGCUUUAUAUCCGGCACUCUUGAAUGUUAUGAUAUAUUGAUAGCUGGAGCAGGCGCGACGGGCUGUAUUGUUGCUGCUCGGGUGGCGGAGGCAGACCCCUCCUUGAAGAUCCUGGUCAUUGAGGCGGGACCCGAUGUCCGAGACGAUGCGGCGCAUUAUCAAGCGGGUCGUACUUUUCAUCAUUUGCACCCCGCCUCGAAGACUGUCAAGUUUUAUGCAGUAGAACCUAGUCCUCAUCUGGAUAAUCGCCAGGCAUUCUAUCUCCACGGACAAUGCGUUGGCGGAGGCUCCUCUAUGAAUCUAACGAUGUAUACUCGAGCCGCUGCCUCGGACUACGAUGACUGGAAAACCGUCUACGGGGCCGAAGGCUGGGGCUUUGCAGAUCUUCUGCCUUAUCUGAAGAAGUGUGAGAACUACACACUCGACACGCCGACUCCUGAGGUUCAUGGUAGGAAUGGACCUCUAGUUGUAUCCCACGGUGGUGAGUAUACGACUGUGGGCAAGGAGUGGUUGGAGGUUGCACCCAAAUAUGACGGACGACCCGUAUUGGAGGAUCCGAAUGAUUUUUACACAGUAAACGGUUAUUCGCGCUGGAGGAAGUGGAUCAACUCCGACACCGGAAGGCGGUCAGACUCUGCUCAUAACUAUCUCUAUCCACAACAAGACCGGAAUACGAACCUUCAUCUCCUGACGGGAUGUGUUGUUGAUAAGAUUAUCUUCGAAGGGACUCGUGCAGCAGGUGUUGAAUUUGCGCAGAACGGAAGGAAGCGUGUCAUCAAGGCGUCAAGACAGGUCGUGAUCUCUAGUGGUGCAUUUGGCACGCCCGGAAUUCUGGAACGCUCAGGCCUCGGAGACCGGUCAGUCCUGCAGACGGCUGGGGUGAAUGUCGUCUCUGAUCUGCCUGGUGUGGGAGAGAACUUGAUUGAUCAUCAUGUCAUAUUUUUCCCGUACAACACUCCUCAGGAUCAUAUCACCUUCGACAGUAUGAGCAGGGGUGAGCCAGAGGCCAUGGAAUACUGGAGCGAGAUAUAUAACAAGGAGAAAAGAGGCAUUUUGUCUUCAAAUCCUGUCGAUGCUGGUAUCAAGAUGAGAGCUUCGCCCGAAGAGCUCAAAGCCAUAGGUCCUGAAUUCACCAAGCGGUGGGACUCGUACUAUGCCGAAGCACCCGACAAAUCCAUGCUCUACAUGGGUUGUUCGGUGACAUCAUGCCAUGCCCAAAGAGAAACUUUUACAGUCUUGGCUUCUUUCAGGCAGAAUCAUCCGGAGUCCAUUGGCAAGAUUCACAUUACUUCCUCAGAUCCUUCAACACCGCAGAAGUUUGAACCUAUGUGGAUGAGCGAACCGGCAGACAUGGAGCUUCUUGUGUGGGCGUACAAACAUUCUCGCGAAACUGCACGUCGCAUGCCAUGCUAUCGUGGGGAGUUCAAGCCGAACCAUCCUGAAUUUGCACAAGGCAGUGACGCCUAUAUCAAGGACGUAGAGAUGGGACCGGUACCCAUCGACGCGCCACCAAUUGUAUACACCAAAGAAGACAACGAAGCUAUAAGGACCGCGAUCAAGAAGUUUAUAUCCGGCUGCUGGCAUACCAUGGGAUCGGCCGCGAUGAAGCCUAGAGACAAGAACGGCGUCGUGGAUCCAAGGUUAAAUGUGUACGGCACCGAACAUCUCAAGGUCGCUGACUUGUCUAUCUGUCCGGCGAACGUCGGGGCGAAUCCGUAUUCUACUUGCACUGCAAUUGGAGAGAAGGCUGCUGUGUUGAUAUGCGAAGAUCUCGGCAUCGAAUUGGCUCUGUAA
Molecule: messenger RNA, 1815 nt
Organism: Stereum hirsutum FP-91666 SS1
Lineage: Eukaryota; Fungi; Basidiomycota; Agaricomycetes; Russulales; Stereaceae
Product: alcohol oxidase-like protein
Exons: 14
Coding region: 1-1815 (604 amino acids)
Molecular function (GO): flavin adenine dinucleotide binding; oxidoreductase activity, acting on CH-OH group of donors
Source: RefSeq, a predicted model, not a curated record